Messenger RNA from Sardina pilchardus (European sardine), 4019 nucleotides. RefSeq names its product calcium-independent phospholipase A2-gamma-like. Gene Ontology annotation, biological process: arachidonate metabolic process. NCBI's taxonomy places the organism in Eukaryota, Metazoa, Chordata, Actinopteri, Clupeiformes, Clupeidae. The coding region runs from base 523 to 2772 and encodes 749 amino acids. Gene Ontology annotation, cellular component: membrane. The transcript is spliced from 10 exons. The record is from RefSeq and is a predicted model, not a curated record.
UAAGUCACUCUGGAGCACGCACAAACACAAUCAGUAAACGUAUGGGUUAAAGGUCGGCGUAUCACAUUGGGAAACCGGCGUAUGUAAAUUUGUGGUAGGAGAGAUACAACAGGAUACUUUGGCCGAUACUUAACGUGGGCUACGUUGACUAGGCUAGCUAGCUGGCUUGGGAUCCACCUGCAUCCAGAGGUUUAUGGAACAGCUACAGUAACAGUACGUUUUCUCUGAUCACAGUUAAAGAGGAUGAAGGCAUACGUCCAGUCAUGGUAGAAUCAUGUCAAGAUCCUGUUGAAAAUAAGGCUGAAAACAGGUCCCUGUAAGACAGUGGAUCAUUUUUUCAAUGGAAUGCAGAAAAAUAAAUAGUAAUUCAGCUACUUCAAAGAAGAAUCAUACCUUUCCAUCUGUGAAAAGAUGCAAAUCCAGCACUCAAACCCAUAGCUGCGUAUCAGUGAUGGACAUCUGAGGCGAGACAAACGGUCUCAUUUUAAGUGUCCCAGUGCAGGUCCUUGGAGUAGCCGCCGCAUGUCCCGAAUCAGGAGCACGCUAGACACCGUCUCCAAAGCAGUCAGCGGAACGGUGAGUGGAACCGACCUCCUCUCCAAGAUCACAAGGCUGAAGCCCAGCACCACCGCUACUGCCGCUGGUACCGUGGAGGUCCAUGUGCCCGGCCCCGGUGACCAGGAGGCAACGACGGUCGCCAUGACCGCCGCAACGGCGGUGCGAUCGUCCGUCGCCAUGGAGGUGCCCGAGCGAGAGAAGAGGCACGAGGAGGAGGAAGUUCUGGAGCAGGCGGAAACGCCACACGUCCAGGCGAGAGAGAAGCCGAAGAUCAGCCUGUCCUCUCAGGCCGGCUCGGCAUCGUCGUCAUCGGUGGCCAAGCAGACAUUCCAACGCUUCCAGCCGUCUGCGUUCUCCGCCAACAUGGACGAGACCUACAGCCACCUCUCGCAGCACGUCAACACCUACUUUGGCACCGAUGCCCCUCCGGACACAGCAGAGAACCAGCGGGCCCAGCAGAGGAAAAGCCCAGAACCUUCAGCUCCCUCUGAGCCGGGGCCCCACCUAAACCCGUCUCUGAACCAGGACCAUAUACCGGUCCUGAUGCCUGUGGCGGGGAAGAUGCCUGUGGCAGGGAAAACGCCUGUGCAAACCUCCCCCGAGUCGCCCUCUAUUGAGCAUGGCACCACCCCAGUUACCCCCAAGCCUGAGGAUGUUGCCCCAGCGUCCCCACCCUCCCCCAGAAGGGGCAUCAGCCACUACCUCUCCUACCCCAGACCCAGCGUGCAGAGCUUUGUGGGCAGCUACAUUGCUCCGCUGGUCCCCAAGUUCCGGUCGGCGGACCCCCAGAGUGCCUCGGGUGAAAAGGACAAGCAGCCGGCCGCCUCGGCCCAGAUUGCGUCGCCGGAAGGGAAGGAGAAGAGCAAGGAGGAGAAGGAGGAGGAGGACAAGGCCCAAAGACUGCUGUCUCAGAGGGAGAGGAUCAUAGCGCGUGCGAGUGUGGACAACAGGACGAGGGCUCUGGUGCAGGCCUUGCAGAAAGUGACCGACGUUAAAAUCACCGUGAGCCGAGUGGAAGACCUCAGCUACCAUCUACUGGAGUUCCCAGAGACCAGAGGGGUGGCUGUCAAGGAGCGAGUGAUCCCGUGUUUGCUGAAGCUCAGGCAGGCGCGGGACCCAAGACUGCAUGCAGCGGUGAGGCAGGCACUGGCCGUGGUGGGCUUCACUGACCCGGUCAAAGGUCGCGGCAUCAGGGUGCUGUCUAUCGACGGAGGAGGAACCAGGGGUUUGGUGGCUCUGCAGACUUUGCGCAAGUUGGAGAUCCUGACGGGCAAACCCAUCUAUCAGCUGUUUGACUACAUCUGUGGAGUCAGUACAGGCGCCAUCUUGGCUUUCAUGGUCGGAGUGUUCCAGAUCCCCCUGGACGAGUGUGAGGAGAUGUACAGGAAGCUGGGUUCCGACGUCUUCAAGCAGAACCUCAUUGUGGGAACUGUGAAGAUGGGAUGGAGCCACGCAUACUACGACAGCGAGAUUUGGGAGAACAUCCUGAAAGAGAGAACGGGUGAGAGUCUCAUGAUUGACACAGCCCAGAAUCCGAAUUGUCCUAAGGUGUCAGCAGUGAGCACGCUGGUGAACCGUGGCCUGCCUCUGAAGGCCUACGUGUUCAGGAACUACAACAUGCUGCCAGGGACACGCUCCCACUACCUGGGCGGCUGCCAUCACAAAAUGUGGCAAGCCAUACGCGCCUCCUCCGCCGCCCCGGGCUUCUUCCAGGAGUGCAUGCUGGGAAACGACCUGCACCAGGACGGCGGGCUCCUGAUCAACAACCCCACGGCGCUGGCGAUCCACGAGUGUAAGAACCUGUGGCCCAACACGCCCCUGCAGUGUGUGGUGUCACUGGGCACCGGGCGCUACGAGACGGGCAGCAAGAACAGUGCCACCUACACCAGCCUCAAGGCCAAGAUCACCAACGUCAUCAGCAGUGCCACAGACACCGAGGAGGUCCACACCAUGCUGGACGCCCUGUUGCCGGUGGACACCUACUUCCGCUUCAACCCGUACAUGAGCGAGGACAUCCCAUUGGACGAGAGCCGGCGCGAGAAGCUCAACUUCCUGCUGGAGGAGGGCCGGCGCUACCUGGAGCGCAACGACGUCAAGCUGCGCAAGGCGGCCGGCGUGCUCACGCAGGAGAAGGGCGUGGUCCAGCGCGCCGCCGAGUGGCUGCAGCUCAAGGCCGACAUGUACGACGGCCUGCCUUUCCUCUCCAAGCUCUAGCGCCCUCUGGAGCGCGGGAGGUGGUAGUGCGGCAAACACACAAAAAAAAGAGGGCCUCAAGUUCAGGGGUGCUCGUUGACCAGGAGUCGGAGGGCAUGCGUAGUGUAACACUAACGCUGUUACGCAGCUUUUUCGUGAUUUUUUUUUUUUUUUUUUACGUUUCUGGCGAUUUGAAGCGGGCUUUCCUCCCGUCGAUCCUCCACACCUCUCCUGGUGACCUAUCUCGAGCGCUGUCCUUACCGCUCGUCCCAAGGUCAGACGAGAUUUCUUUUUUUUUUUUUUUUGUAAUUCCACGCAGGCCUUCGUCAGAGAGGGCUCUUUAACUGAUUGCCAUUGGGAUCAUUGGCGGAGCUGGCCAUCCCAAGACUACAACACAUCGCUGUAGUGAGGUGGGCUCACCUUUUUAACACCCAUCCUGACUCGUCUGAACAGCUCUCCUGCUGAUGCCCCCAUGCUGAGCAGUAGUGCAACGGUGCAGAAAGGACUCUCUCGACUCGACUGACGCUCAAAUGCAUCAUGGUGUGUUAUUGUGAAAGCAUGUUACGCAGCAGUGUCGCAUCAUAUCUUAAUUACUGUUGGUCAGGAUCAUUUCAGAUUAUGCACAGGUCCUUCGUGUCUCGUGUGUGUGUGUGAGUGUGUGUUUGUCUUGCACUUUCACUGACAUGUACUGUAGUUUCACAUAACGAAAAGCCCUUAUCAAGUAACUGUUUCAAAUAGUGAGACAAAUAAUUUCACUGGUUUUGGAAAGGCAAGAUGUCCACUUGAUUUAUUAAAUAGUUAUUAUUUUAUUUUAUUUUAUUUUAUUUUAUUUUAUUUUAUUUUAAGUUUUAGUUUCUUUAGGAACAGAGAACCACAACAUUACCUUGAAAAGUCUUCUAUUCCAGCCACUUGACUUUUAUUCUGCUGGAGGACACCCCUUUAAGCACUAAAAACGUAUGCUGUAGAGCAUUGCUCUUCCUAUGUAUAUACUGUAGUAUGUACUAAAUGAUAGUGAAGCUAGGGAUGCUGAUCACACUACAUUAGCUUUUACGGCAAGUUAUUCUGUUUUUGAACUAAUUUGCAUUUGAAUGCUUUGUUUGUGUUCAUGAAUCAUCCAACUUGAAGCUCUGUAAAAAAAAAAAAAAGAAAGAAGAAUCAGAUCAUCUGACACUCUGCUGUACAGGAAACUCAACAAACCCCUGUCAGUAGAUCACAGGUUUAUUCAUUCAGAGCAAAUCAAAUAAAAACAAACCUGUCUCGGAUUCUAA